AUGUAUCCGCGCAUCACUGCACACACCCUGUGGUACAAAGCGCCACAUCGCUGUCCGCCUCUCUUUCAAGACGCCUGGCUCGUCAAGCCACCGACGAUGGAUUGGGGUAAGAGCAACCUUUAUCUACCCCACAUCCAGCAAACACCAACACCAAGCAAGAGGAUCCACUAUGGUGCGCCACACACCUUCCACAAUCCCUCCACCUUACUUGUGUUGCACGCUUACGGCGGUAGAUCGGAAGCUCCGACAGUGAUGGAUGUGACCUCCGGUGAUGCUCGGACCGAUGGUGGCCGGCUGUACUAG
Molecule: messenger RNA, 303 nt
Organism: Microthlaspi erraticum
Lineage: Eukaryota; Viridiplantae; Streptophyta; Magnoliopsida; Brassicales; Brassicaceae
Source: the annotation of a GenBank genome assembly